This is a messenger RNA of Hyaloscypha bicolor E, 603 nucleotides long. Its product is annotated as ankyrin. Gene Ontology annotation, molecular function: protein binding. The annotation marks the transcript as partial. NCBI's taxonomy places the organism in Eukaryota, Fungi, Ascomycota, Leotiomycetes, Helotiales, Hyaloscyphaceae. The record is from RefSeq and is a predicted model, not a curated record. The transcript has a single exon.
UCUGGCACCGUACUACAGCUUGCUGCCUUUAAGGGGGACGAGGCUAUGGUCAAGCUCCUUGUCGCUCAUGGUGCUCUCAUCGAUCAGGAAGGAGGCGAGUACGGAAGUGCUUUGCAAGCAGCUGCUUCAGAAGGACAUGUCAACACUGUCAGAAUGUUGCUUGAACUCAACGAUGAAAGCGAUAUGGAGCCAUUGGACUUGAAUAGGCAGACUGGUUCAACAAAGACAGCUCUCCAGGCAGCCGCCGCAGCCGGCCAUACUGAGAUCGUCCGAAUACUAUUGGAGCAGGACCUCGACGUUGACCAAAGUGAUGCGCAGCAUGAAAGUGCUCUUCAUCAAGCUGCUGCAAAUAAUCAUCUUGAGGCCAUAGAGCUUCUCCUUGGUAAGGGUGCUGAAAUUCUAUUGCCGGGACCCAAUGGAAGCGCGCUGGAUAACGCCAUCUACCAAGGUCACGAAGAAGCAGCCAUGAUGCUGUUGGCUGGUGGAGCAAAAAUAGAUGUUGAUAAUGACAAAAGUGCCGUUGCCAUGAAACACGCUCUCAAAUACAACCAUGGAGGCGUUGUUAACCUUAUCCUUUCUCAUGACGCACAUAAAGACGCCAAG